AUGGGUGUUACGAAUGGAAAAUAUGAUGUUGAUUUCACAGAAGAAGCCAACCUUGACCACUUUAAAUUAUUACGUGUUGUUGGUCGAGGAGCAUUCGGAAAGGUUCGAAUUGUUGAAAGACGUGAUAACAAAAAACUCUUUGCAUUAAAGUAUAUUUCAAAGGAAGAAUGCAUAAAGAUGGAUGCGCUGCGUAAUGUACUUAGGGAACGAUCGAUGUUGGAAGAAUUGGAUCAUCCGUUGGUAUGCAAUCUACGUUUUGCAUUCCAGGACGAUGAAUAUAUGUACAUGGUUAUGGAUCUUAUGAUGGGCGGUGAUUUGAGAUUUCAUUUAAAUCGUAAAACAUUCACCGAGGAUGCGAUUCGAUUUUGGAUAGCGGAGUUAGCAUGUGCGAUAAGAUAUCUACAUUCAAAAAGAGUUGUUCAUAGAGAUAUUAAACCGGAUAAUGUUCUUCUUGAUGACCGAGGCCACGCCCAUUUAACAGAUUUCAAUAUUGCAACACAUAUAAGGACAGAUAGACCGCUGACGUCACAUUCGGGCACUUGUGCCUAUAUGGCUCCAGAAGUGUUCAGAGGGGGUGGCUAUGGCGUUACGGUCGAUUGGUGGUCACUUGGCGUUAUGUUUUAUGAGUGUAUAUAUGGAAGGCGUCCGUUUGAAUGUGAUAACCAAGAAGAGUUAAAGAAAAUGAUCGUCAAAGCACCGAUCAAAUAUCCUGACAUGGAUCCACCUGUUAGUCCUUCUUGCAUCUCUGCAAUUCAAGGUUUUCUUGAACGAGACAUUACAAAGCGUUUGGGCUGUGGCCCUAAUGGGUUUGCUUUUAUUCAAAACCACACAUUUUUUCGUAACAUUGAUUGGUCAUCGUUGGAAAAUAAGAGUUUAAAUCCAAUAUUUCGCCCUUCAUCAGAUAGAAUCAAUUUUGACGCUACAUAUGAUUUAGAAGAAUUGCUUUUGGAAGAACAACCGCUGGAAGCGAAAUCACGCCGACGAAAACCUAGAAAAUAUAAGGAUGGUGAAGGAUCUGAAAAAGAAGCACAAUAUCAAUUGAUUGAAGAGAAAUUUAAGCCAUUUGAUUAUACAGUAUUUGAAAGAUAUGAAGGCUGGGUAGACCCAGUCACCAAAUGUGUUGCGGAACCACCAGAAUGGGUUAAACCAGCUGCUGUUGAGUUAGCCAAUCAAAUGGAAAGAGAAAGCCAAGAUGGAAUUGGUACAGGAUCAGGUGAUCUUAGUAGUUUAGCAGGAAUACCUUUAGAAGGUGGGGUUCAGGUUUAA
Racocetra persica is the source of this 1266-nucleotide messenger RNA. NCBI's taxonomy places the organism in Eukaryota, Fungi, Glomeromycota, Glomeromycetes, Diversisporales, Gigasporaceae. The record is from the annotation of a GenBank genome assembly.